UGUAACUGGUGUGGGGUUAUUUUCAAGCUGUAAAAAGUGAGGAAUUGUGGUGGCUUUCAGGUACCAGGUACCAUUUCUCCAAGCUGAGGAUCAGUCAUGAAAACUAUAGACUAGGCUGAACACACAGUAGAAACAAAAACCAUGUUGCGGUCAUUUGGGAGGCGGACCCUUCACGUCAUCGUCCAGCAGCAGUGGAGAAGUCUCACCAGCACCCAGCAUGUCGGUCGGUAUCCGUCUCAUGUCAGACGCAUUCUGACCCUCCUUGGGGGCGGAGCUGGUCUACUCACAGCAGGGCUCGCUUUGGAAAGGUCUCGCCAGUCGCUCGCGAAAGAGGUUCAGCAAACCAAGGCAACUGACAUCGCCCGGGAGACAGAAGAGCACAGCGACGAGGAAGGAGAUGGAGAAGAGAAAAAGAGAAAAGGGCCUGGAUUCAGAGACAGAAAGAUAAUCGAGUACGAGAAUCGCAUCCGUGCCUACUCUACGCCGGACAAGAUAUUCCGUUACUUUGCCACCCUGCGAGUUUUCACUGAGGAUGGGAUGUCAGAUAUAUUCAUGACGGCCGAAGACUUCAUCCGCACCAUCACCCCAGACCAGAAGCAGCCAGACGGUUUAGGCUUGGAUCAGUUCAAAAAGGUUGAGGCAAAGAAAUUGAACUUGAAAAGGAAGAGUCUUCAUGACAGGGACGAUCACAGCAUCUUCAGCAUGUUGGGAGACAACGGUCUCAUCUCCUUUGCUGACUACAUGUUCCUCAUCACGGUCUUGUCAACUCCAGAGAGGCAUUUUGAGAUUGCUUUCCGUCUGUUUGACAUCAAUGGAGACGGUGAGGUAUCCUACGAUGAAUUCCAACAGGUGACGGACGUCAUCCGAGCUCAGACGGCAACCGGGAAGAGGCACCGCGACCGCAAGACCACCGGCAACACCCUGGACAAGCCCUUCAACAGCUCCCUGGACACGGUCUUCUUCGGCCCCAACCUGGACAAGAAACUGACCUUUGAAACCUUCCGCAAAUUCUACAAGAAACUCAACCAGGAGAUCUUGAAGAUGGAGUUUGACAGAUACGAGCCGGUGGACGGCAGAAUCACGGAAGUGAACCUGGCCAACUUCCUGCUGGUCUACGCCAACCAGAUCCCCAAGCCCAGGAGGUCUCGCAUGAGGAAGAGAGUCAAGAAGAAGUUUGCCGACGAUGACGCCGAAGUUAAGGGUAUCACCUUCAAAGAGUUCAUGGACCUCCAGUCCUUUCUGAACAACAUCCGGGACAUCGAUACAGCACUGUCUUUCUACCACGUAGCUGGUGCAGCUAUCGAUCCAGAGACGUUGCGACAUGUGGGUAACAUGGUUGCCGGGGUAAAACUCAGCGAUAGGGUGUUGGACGUCGUGUUCACUCUGUUUGAUGAAAACGAUGACGGCAAACUGAGCAACAAGGAGUUUGUGGGCGUGGUCAAGAACCGCGUGCAACGGGGGCUGGACAAGUCCAAGGAGCUGGGGCUGUCGCGCAUCCUGGAGGCCAUGUGGAAGUGCGCCAAGAAGACGCAGAUCUUCCCCAGUGCCAAGAGCUAGCCGAGGGAGACAUCUCGGGACGUCCGUGCCGACGGGCAAUAAAUCCAAAACGCACUGACGCCUCACUGUCUUUGGGGGUGUGUUGAGAGUGUGCAGUACUUUUGCAAUCAUACAUGUCACACCAUGCAAGAUCCUAAUGUGCAGUUGUCAGAAAUUAGACCACGUUAAAGUCCAUUAUUGUGCAUGUUAGUUCCUGUGUAAUGAUAUACAUGGCUUGCGUGCUACAAACAUCAAAGCUACACUCUUUGAAUUCCCCAGGAAAAAAACGAAGAAAGUAAACAUUUUGAGAGAAACCGUUCAGAGAAAAGCUUCUUUAGAAUUCUUAACGUUCAGUUCAAACCUCCAAUCUUUUCAUGUGUCCAUCGCCAACUCGCGGAAUACAACUCGGCACGACAUAACAUUAUUUCGUCUCGCAACCGCCGCAAGUGUUCGUGUUUCUCAUGACAUUCUCCCGUUCCUCAGAAAAGCUGAACCAGUAGUUUCUGUUCUUUACCGAAGCAGUUUGGAUUUGAAGGGACUCUUUGUACUUUCAUCUUCCAAACAGAUUAUCUUGUUAGUGAAGAAUAUUAAGUCUUUUGUCUUAUGGAAAGGUCUAUGAAAUGCAGUUCCUCAGACGAUUGGAAAUUAUUUGUACAGCGCAGGGACUGCUUUUUCUGAGAGCCAUAAAUUUUCUGGCUUGCCUCGCGUCAGUCACUGUUUGUGAGCUGUGCAGUUUUGUCAAAUGGGUCAUUCAAUAAAUUUGAGGUCCAAAAGUAUGACAU
Molecule: messenger RNA, 2318 nt
Organism: Acanthaster planci (crown-of-thorns starfish)
Lineage: Eukaryota; Metazoa; Echinodermata; Asteroidea; Valvatida; Acanthasteridae
Gene: micu1
Product: mitochondrial calcium uptake 1
Biological process (GO): mitochondrial calcium ion homeostasis; calcium import into the mitochondrion
Cellular component (GO): uniplex complex
Molecular function (GO): calcium ion binding
Source: RefSeq, a predicted model, not a curated record